GAUGCUUAGUGGAGGUGCCCCGACUUUUGGGUCCCUGAUGCAGCGGGAGCUAGAAAAAAGGGGUUUUUUUCCAAGCUUUCUCCCUCUCUCUGCUUUAACGCCUCCUGGGAGCAGAGGGCUCUAGCAGGAGUACCCAGGAGCAGAAACCUGUGAGACUUUCAGAUGCAAACGGUUAGGGCCGCGUAAAUACGCGUGCAAGUCCGCUUUAAAGUUGAGCAGCCGAGUCUUUCAGGCCCAGGACGUGAAAGAGGCCCGUAGUCAACCGCUGAGGCCUUCUGCUUUCCAUGUUGCUACUUAAAGCCGUGCCACAGUCCAGCUCAUCACAGAAAUAACUGAGGCCACGCCGCUCCUGUUUGUAGAGCCGCUGAGCCAGGGAGCGUUUCUGUGCUGAUACGGUUAGAAUAAUAUCAGUAUUCUCCUAGUAAUAGCAACCGAUCUAAAAUAACUUUUGGUUUAUUUGCCAGCGCAAACACUUUCUCCUUGCUACUCUGCUGACCUCAAGCCAACGUCGGGGAGACUCGUCUCAGCGGUGGGCUGCACCGUGCUUUUGGCAGCGCCACCGCUGAACGCCAGUACAGUUGUGUGCUGGGAGUACGAAAAUGGCCCUCACGAAGGAAUCAUCCUCAAGUAUUAUCUCAAUAAGCCCGUAAACACCGCUCCUUCCUACCAAAACCGCACAAAGUUCAACGAAACGGAUUUCUCUCUGCAAAUGGUGCUGCAGCUGGGAGACAGCGGGAGGUACCGCUUUGCAACAGAGGCACAGCAAACGGACUGGUUCCAGCUGGAAGCCAUCGAACCACUGCCUGCGCCGGAAAUCGUGGGCAACUCCUCUGUGAAAGCAGGAGGCAACGCUAAACUGGUCUGCAGCAUCCCAGAAGGGAAGGCAGACUCCUACUGGUGGAAGAAGAACGGAGAGCUGCUGCUUGGGAGUGACCAUUUGCAGUUCAUUCAAAACAACACGUUGCUCAUCACCGAAGCGACAAUGAAUGACAGCGGCUACUACACUUGUGUGGUCCGCAACGAAGUCAGCCAGAAUGAAACCUCCUUCCUGCUUCGUGUUCUGAAUGCUGCAAACAUGAUCUUUCCUGUGAUCAUGGCGUGCGUUGUCGUUGGCUCUCUAAUAGGUGUUUUCGUCUGGUGUAAGAGGAGGGGCUGCCUUCGUCACUGUGACCGUAGGUGGAGGGCCUGAGUGACUGCACCUUGCUCCCUUCCUCUCACGUAGGUGAUGAAUGCUGCCCGGGGAGCACUGGACACCUGUCAUCGUGCACAGUGGUUUGAUGCUGUCCCAGCCUCUUCUGGCCUCGCUUAUUAAUUGUUCAAGCUGCUAAAACCCACAGAUAUUUGCAGGGCUUGUUUUACAAACAACACUGGCUAGGACUCCAUCUGCAUUGUCCUGUCCUUCCCAAUGCUCCUUGCACAUCUUUGGGGGAGAGGUAGGCGUGGCCUUCUCUGGAGUACUGUCUGCUGCUUUGCUCCUGGCCUCCUUACCUUUCAUGGCUUUCUCCAAAGGCUGUGGGGGCACUUGGAGAAGGGCUGAUGGUUGUGGAUAGAGCUACUAUCCUGGCUGGACAAAUGCACAGGCCUGGAGGCUGCUGGGGAGUGGCCCCAGGUGCUCUGCUGCUCCCCGAUGAGAGACUCGAUGGAACUUGAACUCCUUCACGGUGGCCUCAAUGCCUCCUGGUGUGCUGCUGUUUUUGGGCACUUGGGGACUUGCUGGGAUGUUUCAGAGGCUGAGGCUAUGGGGCUUCCAUUGUGUUUGGCCCUUGGAGGGAGGAGAAAAGAUUUUGCUGUCACAUGCACUAGGGAGUUCAGGAGAUGAGCGGAGCUGGUGGAAGUCUACAGGGGAUAGAGGGGUGGCAUGUUAAUAAAUAGGACCUGCAAUGUAGUUUUGUUUUGAAAAUCAAACCCUAAAGAAGUUCCCACAACCAGCUGCUUUAGAGCUGCAGUGCAGCCUGACAUAUGCAUGGGAGACAUGGGUAUGUUCCCCAACUGGUCUCCCCUGUUCCCUCAGCCUUGGACUCAGGAAGGGUCUGAGGAUGUGCCCUCCUCUUCUGAGGGUUAGCGCGUGGGUUGUACUUGUGACAGUGCAAGCUUGUUCCUCCCUUUCGCUGCUCCUGCAGGAGAUGAUGGUUGUGAUCUGAUUUGAUAUGACCAGGGACAGUCCUUCUUUCCAGCCCCAAAUUCCUGCCCAUGCUCCUUCUGUGGAGCUCAAGAACGACUGUUAUGACUGAAAC
Messenger RNA from Struthio camelus australis, 2234 nucleotides. Lineage: Eukaryota; Metazoa; Chordata; Aves; Struthioniformes; Struthionidae. The record is from RefSeq and is a predicted model, not a curated record.